UCCCAAACGUGCAAAAGUUAUUAAUUGCACAAUAGCCAAGAGUGGAAGAAAGAGGCGGCAACGUGUGGGAGGGCUGAAGGGGCGUUACGUGGCCCAAGUCUCAGAGCAAUCAAUAGGACUUACUUCCAGGUGGAAGAUGGCCACUAAAAAAGACCCCCUGUGGCUUGACUUAAGAACUAACUGCCCUGAAUAUGUCAUAAAUGUAGGGAAAAUAAUAUUUGGUGAGAACCAAAGAAGCCGCAAGAAGAAAGCUCGGACAGAGAAACUAGAUCAUCAAGAAACUCUUCUCCUCCGAGCUGCCUGUGCCUUGCUGAACUCUGGGGGAGGAGUGAUAAGGGCCGAAAUUGAAAAUGAAGACUAUUCCUAUAAACUACACGGGCUUGGUCUAGACAUAGAAAAUUCCUUUCGGGACCAUAUUCAAUCCGAUACCUUCUCUGACUACUUUGAUACAGUCCAGGAUGAUUCUUGUUUGCAGAUUUGGGUCAAAACUUGGAGUCGUGAGAGCUUAUCGCAACCCAUAGGAAUAUCAAAGACUCGUCUUUGUUGCUUGGGAACUGGGCUGUUUCAGAGAUCCGGCACCUCGGUUGUGAAAAUGAAACCCAUGGAGGCUCUGAAUUUUCUGAAAGCAAAGCAAACGUCUGCUAAGAAAGAUCCUGGAGAGAUGGCCGGGUUGACUCAGAAGAGGGUGCGUAUUUGGGAGAACAUUGGACAUUCGAGAGGAGUUGGUGUGCAGGUGGAAGAAGAUAUUCACAAGGCUGCCGCUCAGUUUUUUGAACGACACAGUCUGGAAUUCAGAGAAUUCCUGGAGUUCACUGAGUCAUCUGAGGUUGAGUUUAAAAGCUUCCCAAAGGAUAAGGACAUCCUGGAAUUUGUUAGAGCGAAGCUGCCUGAAUACAUCUCUGCUUUUGCAAACACCAAAGGAGGAUACUUAAUUUUUGGAGUUGGCGAUGAUCGGAAGGUUAUUGGAUAUGAAGUAAAUUUACAGCCGGAGCAACUGGAAAUCGAAGUGCAGGAAACCAUUGAGAGUUUGGCCCACUUCCAUUUCUGCACGUCUUUAGAGAAAGUCACAUUUAAAUGUAAAAUCUUGCCUGUUUAUGAAGCAAACGGAACAAGGCAUGGUUACGUCUUUGCCAUACGAAUUGAGCCGUUUUGCUGUGCUGUUUUUGAGGCCACUCCGGAUUCCUGGAUUGUGAAAGAUCACCAAGUGAAGAAACUGGAAGUUGAUGAAUGGGCCGAGCUGAUGGUAGCAGAAGACCCAGAUCUUUCACAUUUUGUUGAUGGCUUCCAGAUCGAAUUGAGUAGGUGCCGUAAGUCUCCACUCACCAAAUCGGUAUAUUCUGCCAAAGGCCUCACCUGCACGAAGGAUCUUCAAAGCUCUCUGUGCCCAGGAGAUUCAAAUGGGAUAAUCUGUAAACCAGAAGAGCUCUGCGCAGAACUCUUCUCUGAGUAUGUGGGACUGAAGAGAAUUAUGAACAAAAAGAUGGAGGAACGGCAGUUUUCUAAAGGAGUCUUGAUCUUUUCAAGAAGCUGGGCUGUUGAUGCCGGACUCCAGAAACAUCCACAUGUUGCCUGUGAUUUCUUAAUAGCCACAGACACCGUUCCAGUGCUGUACACCAUUACUGUGGCUAAGGAUGAUUCUGUCUCUUCAACAAUCCCCGUGCCGGGAUAUUCAAGGGAUGUUGCCCGUAUAUUGAAGCAGAAACUAGUGAAUGAAGGGGGAUAUACUCGGAAAGUGUGUGUGGUUCCACACGUCAUUGAGCUUGGCACUCAUGGUGAGGUAAAGACAGAUUUGAGUUUGCUGGACACCUACCCUCCCACUUACGUGGUCUCCAGGAAUGAUUUAGAGGAACUGAUGCAAGCCCUUGUGAUUGUCUUGCUGAGGUUUCGGUCUGUCUUAAGUGACCGGCUUGGCUGUGAAUUUUUCAACCUUCUCACCCUCAAACAGUAUGAGAUCCUGACCAAGAAUCUGCACAAGAACCGCAAGCUGUUCAUCUAUGGCCUUCCAGGAUCGGGGAAGACUGUGGUGGCCUUGCAGGUCAUCGAGAAGAUGAGGAAUGUUUUUUGCUGCCCCCCCAGUGAAAUCCUUUACAUUUGUGAAAACAAACCUCUGUGUGAGACUGUGAGAAUGAAAAAUGUGUGCCAAGCUGUGACACGAGUCAGUUUUUUAAAAAGGAAAUACCUCCCGUCAGUGAAGCACAUCAUAAUUGAUGAGGCCCAGAAUUUCCGGUCCGAAGAUGGUGAUUGGUAUGGGCAAGCUAUGGAAAUCACACAAGAUGAUACUCGUAAGCCUGGUAUUUUAUGGAUCUUCUUGGAUUAUUUACAAAAAACACACCCUUUUGAUUGUGGCCUUCCUCCUCCGCAUGCUCAGCAACCUCAGGAAUGGCUAACUCUAGUGGUGCGGAAUGCCACUAAAAUUUAUGACACCAUGAAAGAACAAAUGAAUGAUAUACUAAGUUUUUCUAAUGGACAUGAUAUUCCUUAUGAACAGUUAAAAACUCUGGUAGAUGAAGCUCGGUGUGGUCACAGUCUAGAAGGUGUUUUAGUGAGACCUGAUGUGAAUGAUGAAAAUGCAAUAGCAGAUUAUAUAGUAACUAAAUGUCUUCAGUACUUCCAAGAUGGUUAUUCUGGAAAAAACAUUGCUAUUCUGUGCAGUACUGCAAUAGAAAGGGAUAAAUAUCGGCCCUUACUAACAUCUAAAAUGGCAAGACAGAUGAGAAAAUUAAAGCUGCUUGUAGACUUCACAGAAGCAGACGGCGCAAAGGGGGACAGCAUUGUUCUAGACAGUGCCCGUCGUUUUUCAGGCCUUGAAAAAAGUAUUGUGUUUGGUAUUUAUCCAUGUUCGACCUCACUGGCUAUUGCUGAAAAUCUGUUACUCUGCAUGGUAUCACGGGCCAACUUGCAUUGUUAUUUGCUGUACGAUUAUCAAUGAGUGAGGGUCCCAUGAGUGUGUCCAGUUCUUCCAAAAAUUGACAGGUCUUUCAGUUUUUAAUAUUUGUGGUAUAAUACAGACAGUGGCUUCAUGUAAAGUGUUUUAACUGUGUAAAAUAAUGUAGUGCCCUCACCUGGAUAGCCCAGGUGAGCCUGAUCUUGUCAGAUCUCAGAAGCUAAGCAGGGGCUGCCUUGGUUAGUAUUUGGAUGGGAGACCUCCAACGAAGACCAGGGUUGCAGAGGCAGGAAAUGGCAAACCAGCUCUGUUUGUCUCUUGCCAUGAAAACCCCGCCAGGGGUCGUCAGAAGUCAGCUAUGACUUGAGGGUACUCUCUACCACCAAAUAAUGGAGUAAUAUUCUAAUAACGCAGUGAGACUAAUUAAACAGCAUGGGUUGCAUGGCUAAAAUGUCUAAUGCCCUAAGAGGAACUUCUGUUAUAGUUGUCAGAUCUUCCCAAUUUUAAUGUAUUUUUGUAAUUCAGGUGGAAGUUAAUAAGAGUAUCAGUAUAUCAAAUUUUGUUCACUUUUCAGAAAUCACUUAUCUUCCUUCCAAUCAAAAUCUGGAUAUAUUCUGUUACUGUACACUUGUUCAGGGAGUUAUCAGCAGCCCAUCAGCACCGACUAAGAUUAGUAUAAUUAACAGCGCAUGGGGUCAUGAGAGAGGGGCUCCUGUAAAAGGGAUAGCCAGGAGAAGAAGCAUUUUUCCCUUAUGCAGUUGCAUUAGAUGCCUGCAAAAUGAAGGCAGGUACUGCCGGUUAAGGGUUUCUUAGCUAACUCAAUAUGUUUAUUUUCUUGCAUAUAUAUAUAAAAGAUAAGUAAACAAUAGAGGGCAUCCUGUUAAACAGACUUCUGCCUGCAAUGCUGAAGACCUAGCAGAGUUAUGCAUAAUCUCACAGACAUAAGGUUGCAGCCCGAUACUUUGCAAGUUUGCUUAGAAGCAACUCCCACUGGAUUCAGUGAGCUUGUCUGUAAUUUAUGGCUAUAUUUUAUGUGGUUUAUAUGGAACGGUCUGCCUGAAGAGGCCAGAUUUCCACAAACUGUGCAAAACUGAUUUAUCCAGGAGCACUUUCUUACACAGGUUAUGGGGAUGUGUUGCAAAGAAAUGGUUCAGAGAUGCAGUGGUACAGGGAUAGGGACUAUAGACUAUACUACUAUGUACUGUCUGUUGCUGUAAGUAUGCUCCUACUGGCUAGUUCUUCGCAGUUUUAUAUAUCAUCUAUCAGUUUGUUUCUUUUUAACAUUGUUUUUCAGGUGUGUAUUGGAUUUUUGCUUGUUCUCAAACUUCUACUCUCCUUACCCUAUUGUAUUGUUUAUUGAAUAUCCCAGACAAUGUUUGUAUUGAUUUAUAAUCCAGUGAGAAAUAAAGAUUAUAAAUAA
Messenger RNA from Eublepharis macularius, 4304 nucleotides. RefSeq names its product schlafen family member 13-like. Lineage: Eukaryota; Metazoa; Chordata; Lepidosauria; Squamata; Eublepharidae. The record is from RefSeq and is a predicted model, not a curated record.